GGCUUUUGUCUUGCCUGCCGCCGCUGCUUGUCGGAGCCGUGAGCUCGCGGGUUCUCACUUAGCAGGAAUGUUAAUUGCAAUCCAAACCCCGAUGAUGUCAGUGCAGAAGUAUUCGGAAAACAAAGAGCGGGCAGCCGCGGCCGAGCGAGCGAGCGAGGCAGGCAGGCGAGGGAACUCGACCCAGGCAGCGCAGAUGGCAAUUUGCUGAGUGCGCUUCGGGCGAUCGCUCGCUCUCCCAUUUCGGCAUGGACGAAGGUUUUUCCGGGGAGGUGUGCCGGGUUUCUAAGCCUCCCUUCUUCAGUCCCGAGGACAGAGCGAGAAAACUUCUCGCAGGCCAUUAAGCGAGCGAGCAAACAGACGGGCGCACAAAAGGCGGCGCGCGGCGCUUAAAGGAGAGACCGCGAUCCCGGGGAAAAUAUUCAUUAGGCUAGACAUUGGCUACUAAAUAUUGGGAACAGUUGUUUCUUGGUGUGCCUUUGGAAAGCGCUGCAGUGGACAGCCAAGAGUUGAGGAUGAGGACAGCUGAGGAUUCCUCUGGGACUGUCCUUCACCGCCUCAUCCAAGAGCAGCUGAGAUAUGGCAACCUCACAGAGAAUCGCACACUCCUGGCAAUCCAGCAGCAUGCCCUACGUGGUGGCGGUGGUGGAGGAGGAAGUGGUGGGAGCCCACGGUCCUCGCUUGAAAGUCUCACCCAGGAAGAGAAUCAGAUGGUUCAGCAGUCCACAAGGCAGGAGCCCCAGGGCCAGGAAUAUCACAGCGAUCACCUGUAUUUGGAGAAUAACAUCUAUCGGCUCUACCAGCCUCAGCAGAAGGGAGAGGAGCUCCCCACCUAUGAGGAAGCUAAAGCUCAUUCCCAGUAUUAUGCCUCACAACGAGGGCAACAGGCUGGAGUAGCCUUGUCUGGGGUACACACUGAAGGAGGGCAACGGAGCAGGGUUUAUGCCUCAGAUGUCAGCAGCAAACACCAGGAUGAGUCCCUGAAAGAGCUGAAACAUGGACAUGUGCGGUCACUUAGUGAGCGGCUCCUGCAGAUGUCACUUGAGAGGAAUGGAGCCAAAUCUCAGAACCACAUGAGCUCCUCUCACAGCUACCCUCAGCUUUCUAAGAACCAUCAGUUCUCUGUCUCCAGAGGAAAGUCAUCUGAGACACCAGAGGCCUGUGGCCCUCCUCCAGAGUAUCCCUAUCUCAUCCCUUCACAGGAGGCAUCAGGUGGUUACCUUCCUGACCCCAGGCAUCAGUAUAGAGAAAGUCCAGGAUUUCAGCAUCCUGACAUCAGGGUGAUGCAGGCUCAGAUGUCCCAAGCAUUCCUGCCACAGCAGGCUGCCCUAUGCCAUAGCCCUUUGGGAUCCCUGACAGGCAUGGAGGCUGUUAUGUCAGCCCAGGCUGCUUCUGCCAGUAACCACUUGUCCCAAAUAGAAGCUGUGUUGAUGGAGAAUGAGAAGUUGGCGAGAGAGAAUGAGAAGUUUCACAGGGAAAAUGAGAUGCUGCGGCGGGAACUGGAAAGCUGCAGUGAGAAAGCCAGCCGAAUCCAGAAGUUGGAAACAGAGAUUCAGCGAAUUUCAGAGGAUUAUGAAAACCUUAUGAAAGCUUCCUCAAAGCGAGAGACAUUGGAGAAGGCCAUGAGGAACAAGAAGGAUGGGGAGAUCAGGAGGAUGCAGGACUUCAACCGUGAUCUGAAAGAGCGAUUGGAAUCUGCGAACAAGCAGUUGACCAGCCGGGCACAAGAAAACCAAGAUGGCAACCAAGGGACUAUGGCAAAACUUGUUGCUCAGAAUUAUGAGUACCAGCAAGAAAGGGAGAAGUUACAGCGGGAAGUUGCACGGCUACAUGGUGCCAAUGAAGAUCAACGUCGGCGAGCAGAGCUGCUGGAACAGGCUCUGAGCAGUGCCCAGACACGGGCUGCCAAAAUGGAGGAUGAGCUGCGGAAAAAGCGAGCAUAUGUGGAGAAAGUGGAGAGAUUGCAGCAAGCACUAGUGCAGCUCCAGGCAGCUUGUGAGAAGCGUGAACAGCUGGAAAUGCGUCUCCGCACUCGCCUGGAGCAGGAGCUGAAGAUGCUACGGGCUCAGCAGAGACAGAUGGGAGCGCCUUGUGGAGGACCCCCUGAAUUGAAUGCACACAUCCUCUCUGAACAGCUGAGAGAAAAAGAAGAGAAGAUCCUAGCCUUGGAGGCUGAUAUGACCAAGUGGGAACAAAAGUAUCUAGAAGAGUGCACCAUGAGGCAGUUUGCAAUGGAUGCUGCAGCCACAGCUGCCGCGCAACGGGACACCACCAUCAUUAACCACUCCCCACGCCACUCCCCCAAUAACAGCUUUGAUGAGGACCUUUUGCUGGCAAACCACAAGCAUCAGGAGAUGGAGAACAGGUUGAAAGAACUUCAUGCUCAAAUACUUGAGAAAGAUGCUGUCAUCAAAGUCCUGAAGCAGCGCUCUCGUAAAGAUCCAGCUAAGGCUCACCAGGGCUCCUUGCGGCCUGCCAAGUCUGUGCCAUCCAUUUUCACAGCGUCAGGAGCCCAGUAUUGGCCAGGCACCUCUGCCAGUGACCGUGUUUCCCAAGGGAGUCCAGCACCUAAAGCCUCAGCAGAAAGCCUCAUCCCAUCAACUUGUGUCUCCUUCCAUAGCAAACAUGGCAGCAAAGAUGGAAGUACACAAACGGAAGGCUUGCCCGAAAGCAUCCAGGAUGAUGACACUGAGUGCCACCAACUUGAAAGCAGUAGCGUUACAGCCAGUUCCCUAGAGACUUUGCCAGCUGCUAAAGCCCUGGACCUGUCAGAUAUGGUGGAGAUUCUCAUCUGAGAAGGACAGUGACUUUUCUGUGCACAUUAUGUGCCCAAGCCUAGCUACUACUACUCUGCUUUAGCAGAUUGCUGUCUUAUCAGUGGACAGUAAUGGACUGAUGGAGCAAAGACUGAGGCCACUUUGACAGCCUGCCCAAAGUGGGACAAAGGACUUUGCAAGAGAAGCUGGAGGACAACGUUAAGUAGAUCAUUGCCUUUGGAGAGCUGUGAAACUACAACAACAGAACCAACAUCUCUGGGUUGUGAGCACCCUUUGUUUGCCAUACAGAUUCCUUCCUUCUUUUUCCUCCAGUGGACUGUGCAACAGCUGGAGGGCUGUGUAAUGAGGCUGGGGCUGGCACACAGCGGUAGCUGCUCCACCUUUCUUUUGCCACUGGCUUUCCCAAGAGAUGGAUAUGCAAAUUGGGAAAGGCAGGUUGAAUCUUAUGCUGCCAGGGAGUGGCACUACAGAUGGCAGUAUGGUGAGUGGCGCUGAAAAAGAGGCAGACGCCGGCCUGUUUUGUGGGGCUCCUGGCAGGUUCCUGGACCUGAAGUGUAAGCUAUCCUAUUCAAAGAGGGUUUGCCUGGUGCUGCUGUGGGUAGAUUGAAAUUCCCGCACCGUCUCCUUCCCCCAAAUCCACUUUUCACCUCCCAAGAGGAGGGGCUGCUGCAGAUAAUUGGGGAGUAAGUUCUCUUACCAUUUUCUGGGCAAGAACACAAGGCCUGCCAUAGGUACUGGGGAAGAAGGAGGUGGUAGACAAAUGAAUGCCACUUCCAUUUUUGUUUUUGUAAAUAAUCUCUUAAGUACAAGCCCAGUAGCAAUCAACAUUACGGCCACGAUCCCGCUGUUUUGCUUCUUUUUGCCCCCGUUCUGUUUAUUUGCAGUGGAUCUGCCUGAUCUCUCUGUUUUGCUCCAUAUUACUUAAAACUGUUCUCUCCCCAACCCCCUUAGUCUUGUUUUUAGAUUUCUCUCUAGUGUUUGCUUUUUCUUUUCCUCCGUUUAAUAUCCUGUUUGUCCAGAGUUAAAUAUCCGCCUUCAGAGUCCUUCAAAUUCCAUUUCCUUUGAAGCAAUUUCCCAUGAUGCUUCAGACUGGAAUUUCCCUGCACUUUGUUUAAACAGCAGUGCAGGAAUGAGAGCCAAGUGUUUCAUUUCUGUUCAUGCCUGUUGCUGUUUCCAAGUUGUUCUCUUCUAAACUGGAUGCAUCCCCAUGUGGUGUAGAUCAGCACAGCUGCAUUUGGGAUGAAUGGCCCUGAUUCCCUGGCUGGUGUAAGAGCACUGGGGUCAUUGCAUCAGCAGGGAAAACCAGCUGGUCCCAAGUAAAAUCUGGACUGGAGUCCUUACAGAGAGAAAUGAUCAUGGUUUGCAUUAGAAAGAACUCAAAAAGUGAAUCGGAAACGACUCUGAGAGCAUGGGUGAAGUAUGAUGCGGUAUGUGUGCGGGGGUUUGUGUUGAGCUGGUAUGUUUGUGAAGUGGGCCAAGUAGCCAGCAUGUAGGAGUAUUUUUCCCCAUAAAGAAUUAAAGGGCAUUUGAGAGAGUGAUGUGAGUGCAUAUGGAGGUGAAGAACAAUUUUAUAAACCAAGUGUGUUUUUUAGAACUACUACUGGAUAUUAAGUACAGAUAUUUCCCUGCCUUUCUUUGGAAAGGAAUCACUCCAGCAUCUGCAGUAAAAUCUUUUUAACGCUCACCUGCCUACUGACAGCUGGCUUCUGACAGUAGCUGAAUUUGAUACGAAUGCAUUACUCACUCCGUCGAACUUGGGUGCUUUCUUGAGUCUGCCUUAAUACACUUCCAUCUUUGCCUUUAUCUCUGUUAAACAUGUGCAUUUGCUGGACAACUGCAUUUUUAAAAAGCAGGAAAAAAAAUCCCCCUCCGUAAGUAUGUAAAAAGUGUUCAGUUAUUGUGCGUUGUUUACAAAGUGAAAAACAAAGCAAAAAAAAGUUACGAGAAAGAGAAACACAGCUUAAUAUAUUGCAUAUUAAUAUUUGGUAUUCCUUUUUAAGUAUUUUUGUGCUGUGAACUUUUUUCUGCCAAAGACAGUGAGGGGUGUUUUUUUUGUUUUUGAUUCAUUUUAAGUUAUCUUAAGUAUUUAAAUGUAAACCUGACUUUUAUUAUGCCACCCUAUACCGAGAUUGCUGUAGCAUUCCACUUGGUAUAACAAUAUUUUAAUAAAAAAAGUUGUCUAAUAA
Molecule: messenger RNA, 4960 nt
Organism: Pogona vitticeps (central bearded dragon)
Lineage: Eukaryota; Metazoa; Chordata; Lepidosauria; Squamata; Agamidae
Gene: AMOTL2
Product: angiomotin like 2
Biological process (GO): angiogenesis; actin cytoskeleton organization; establishment of cell polarity involved in ameboidal cell migration
Cellular component (GO): cytoplasmic vesicle; plasma membrane; bicellular tight junction
Source: RefSeq, a predicted model, not a curated record